AAAGAUCGUACUCGCAGUCAUCCAUCAACCCGCGCAGCCCACCACCCAGCAGCACCCUUCGCAACCACAUACAUUCAAAAUGGAUUCCGCUAAGCAGCCUGUCAAGCUUGUGAAGGUCACCCGCGUCCUGGGCCGUACCGGCUCCCGCGGUGGUGUCACCCAAGUCCGCGUCGAGUUCAUGGACGACGAGACCCGUUCCAUUAUCCGUAACGUCAAGGGACCCGUCCGUGAGGACGACAUCCUCUGCUUGCUCGAGUCUGAGCGUGAGGCCCGCAGACUGAGAUAAACGUGGCGAAUCGGCAGCGGCGGCGUGUGUUAUGGACAUUACGAGGAACGGAAUCAUGGUUCUGAGGAUGGGACAGGAACAUUGCGAGGGCUUCGUCACCCGAGCCCACGGCUUUCGUGUUUAGAGGAGUCAAAAAACGGAUUCUGGCAUUGCGAAUACAGCAAGGUUCUCCCACCCCAGCCGCGAGGCAACUCUGCACGAAGAAUCGACCUCGUGUACCUGUUUGUGAUGCGACGCUGGAAGGGGCAAAGGGAACGGCGUCUAACGAGAUAUAUCAAUCAAUGGACAGCCUGGGAAAAUUCAUCAAAACAUCUUCUGCACCAUUUUUCAACGUCUUCGACUGACUGCUGUGCGGUUCAUGCUGCUUGAAUGAUACCAUCCCCGCGGGGAAAGUUGUGAGAAGACGUCAUGUGCCGGACGAACCCGCGAUCAGCUGGACUGGACUGUCGCUCAAAUCUUGAAGACGAC
This is a messenger RNA of Colletotrichum phormii, 754 nucleotides long. Its product is annotated as 40S ribosomal protein S28. The annotation marks the transcript as partial. NCBI's taxonomy places the organism in Eukaryota, Fungi, Ascomycota, Sordariomycetes, Glomerellales, Glomerellaceae. The transcript has 4 exons. Gene Ontology annotation, biological process: ribosomal small subunit assembly; translation; maturation of SSU-rRNA. Gene Ontology annotation, molecular function: structural constituent of ribosome. Gene Ontology annotation, cellular component: cytosolic small ribosomal subunit; ribosome. The record is from RefSeq and is a predicted model, not a curated record.